AUGGCAUUAUACAAGAGAGGCCUACAAUUAUGGGGAAAACAAAUGAAAUCCAGACAGAGAAGGAAGCUGGCUCGGUUAUGGGGGCAAGUCUCUUCUUUUUUGGACCAUCCAUCAAAUGAUUCUCUACGCUCCAAGCUAAUGCACGACUAUCAGACAAAUGGAAGCAGUAUUGUUUCAAAAAGGAGUGUCGAGCGGAUAUACUACAAUGAACCUCACUUUUUUCAGCAUUUCGUCAAGUCUUCCCCACGGAGAGCACCCUUAAUAAACCGAGGGUAUUGGCUACGAAUGUAUGCGAUUGAGCACACAGUUACAGAAUUUCUCAGAGAAAAAAUAGGCCACCCGAAGUUGGUUAUCAACUUUGGGUGUGGAUUCGACCCAUUAGCUUUCCAAUUUCUCUCACGAGAACCAGGUUUAUGCGUGGAUACUAAGUUUAUCGACAUCGAUCACCGCAAAAUGAUUCUGGAGAAAUGGGACGUUAUACAGAACAGCCCUGAGCUCAAAGAGCUUAUUCCGGAUGCUGUUUUUUCAGGCCAUGGCGGCCCGCUUAUUCGCGCAAAACAGUAUAUUGGAAUAGGGUGUGAUCUUGGAAAUCUUUCGGAGUUGGAGCAAACCCUAAAGUCUGAGCUUGACCCUUCCAAGUUUUCAGUACUCUGUACUGCUGAGGUGGCCUUGACUUAUAUGGCGGUUAAGGCUGCCGAUGCAUUGAUAGAGUGGGCAGGAAGGCUUAGUAACGAUACCCAAUUUGGCCUUCUAGAGCAAUUCUUCCCAGAUGGCCCUGAGCACCCAUUUGCAAAAACCAUGAUAGCCCAUUUUACGAAAUGGCGAGCUCCACUUCAAUCAAUCCAUAUCUAUCCCACAUUAGCCAAACAGGAAAAGCGUUUCCUUGAUGCAAAUUGGAAACAAGCACAUGCUCGAAGCUUGUGGGAAGCGUGGAACGACCCAAGCUUCUUAAACUCAGGCAUUAGAAUUUCUCUUGACCAGUUUGAAGUCUUUGAUGAGUGGGAGGAGUUUGCUCUAUUUGCUUCCCAUUAUUUUUUGCUCAGAGCUAGCACAAGAAUACCAACGUCUAAAGAUAUCGAUAAAGCCGCGAAUAACAUAGACCCGGAGCCAAUGGAUUCAGAGAUGCGCUUAACAGCGAAUCAUCAGUCUGACUUCAUUGGUCAGAGACGACAUGGGGCCUUAUUCUCCUUUGGGGGCCAGGUCGGUUUCCAUGCAGGGUUAGGACGACAGGCUAGACUCGCAUCUACGGACAUAUAUGUGCCAUGUAAUAACGCUACUUCAGCCAUAGCGUGUGUGCCCCCAGGAUCACUUACGGCUCGGGUAUGCCAUACCAUUACACAGUUAUCCAAUGACCAGUGCUUAUUAGUUGGUGGUCGAACCUCUCCAUCUAGACCAUUGAGUGAUACAUGGUUAAUGGAAGGGGGUAGAUGGCAACAAUCAAGUUCCCUUCCAACACCAUGCUUUCAACAUUCCGCUACUGCUGUUAUGCUUCCGAGCGGCGAAGAAUGCGUACUUAUUUACGGCGGAAAAUUAUCAAACAGCAAAGUGACGGCGCAAUUUUUGCUGUGGAGAAAGACCGGAGAAAGAGAAACCUGGAGUACAUUGACUGCAAAUGGUGGAUCCUGUCUGCCUCGCUUUGGAGCUGUAAUGUCUAGCAUUGGCAAGGGAACAGGAGUCCUUAUUGGAGGCAUGUCCCAAGAUGGGUUGGUACUGGAUGAGUUUUGGACGUGGCAGAUAUCCACCAGUGAUACUAGAGAAAUAUCAAUUCGAUUGACCAACGAAACAACGCGAGUACAAAUUUCACAUCCGCAGAUAUCCAAGUGGGUUGCUCGUUUCGGAGCCACGGCGCAUCAACUUGAAAAUAAACUUGUUGUUAUCGGAGGCAUUGCAGUCAGUGGGUGUAUUCCACAUGAGUACGAGGUCAUAAUCCUGGACUUGAGCGUCUUGAAAUACGACAGUACCGAUAACAAUAUAUCGCCCAUUCCAAUGGCCGUAGGCACCUCUCCUGCCCAUUCACGGCCACUUUUGGUCGGGCAUAGUUCCAUCCCUAUUACUAGCGGCGGAGUCUUAAUAGUAGGUGGAGGAGCAGUGUGCUUUGCCUUUGGCACAUACUGGAAUAAUGGCACCUGGCUGCUAAACCAUGGAGGUUUGUCGGGUAACAAUAACGAAUGGCGAAUAGUCCAACCAUUGCCGGCCACUCCUACUCCUACGACGAUGAAUUUCGCUCAACAUUCAAUGAUAGGUCCCUUGCAUCAAAAAUUGAAGAGAACGUAG
Messenger RNA from Microsporum canis CBS 113480, 2274 nucleotides. Its product is annotated as leucine carboxyl methyltransferase 2. Gene Ontology annotation, biological process: tRNA methylation; wybutosine biosynthetic process. The transcript has 4 exons. Gene Ontology annotation, molecular function: tRNA methyltransferase activity; protein binding. Bases 1 to 2274 code for a protein of 757 amino acids. Lineage: Eukaryota; Fungi; Ascomycota; Eurotiomycetes; Onygenales; Arthrodermataceae. The record is from RefSeq and is a predicted model, not a curated record.